Xyrichtys novacula (pearly razorfish) is the source of this 216-nucleotide messenger RNA. The record is from the annotation of a GenBank genome assembly. NCBI's taxonomy places the organism in Eukaryota, Metazoa, Chordata, Actinopteri, Labriformes, Labridae.
AUGGGACACAGACGUUUUGCUCGGUCCAGCGGAUCUGACUCUAGCUCUGGCUCAAAUGAGGCGAAUACCUCUACUACCUCUUCUACCGCUAAUGCAAACAAUUUUCUGGCCAUACUUCUGCAGCUUCUCAAUGCAUUUACCACAACAACAACCACUGCUGCUCCAACUACAACUGCUGCUCCAACUACUACUCCUGCCCCAGGAGGCUCUGGCUAA